AUGCGAGGCCCAAACAAAGGGAUACUGGGAGCCUUGAUCUGCGGAGUCUGCGUGGGAUUCCUGUCUGCCUACGCCUUGCUCUCGCUCUCCGCUUCCUCCGAAUGGAUUCGCCCCUAUUCCCUCUUCUACAAUAGGGCGGAGCGGGGUCCGAUCCUCACGCAUCGCGAGGUGGGUCCGGAGGCUGUCAUCGGGGACCAUUCCCAGCAUGAGCGAGCUCAUCGAGGCGAGGGGGAGUUGGCCGAGGAGAUCUCGAAGAAGGUGAGGAUCCUGUGCUGGAUCAUGACGCAGCCGGCCAACCACGAGACGAAGGCGAAGCACGUCAAGGCCACCUGGGGGAAGAGGUGCAAUGUGCUUCUCUUCAUGAGUUCCAAGGAAGAUCCGUCCUUGCCCACCGUGGCGCUGAACGUGAAGGAAGAUCGGAAUCACCUGUGGGACAAGACCCGAGAGGCGUUUCGAUACAUACAUCGGCAUCACCUGAACGACGCGGACUGGUUCCUCAAGGCGGACGACGACACCUACGUCGUCGUGGAGAAUCUCCGCUACAUGCUCCUGGAGCGCGAUCCGCAGGAGCCGGUCUACUUCGGCUGUCGGUUCAAUAAGUUCGUGAAGCAAGGGUACAUGAGCGGGGGAGCAGGGUACGUGCUGAGUCGAGAGGCGGUGGAGAGAUUCGUGGAGAAGGCCCUGCCCAAUCCCAUGUCCUGCCCCGUUUUUGAGGGCUCCGAGGAUGUCGGAAUGGGAAAGUGCCUCUAUGCGGUGGGAGUGGAAGCGGGAGACUCUCGCGACGAGCUGGGACGCUGGCGGUUCUUCCCCUUCAUCCCGGAGCAUCACCUCAUCCCGGGGUUCAUCGGCAAGGACACCUGGUUCUGGAGCUACGUCUACUACAAUUACACGGAAGGACUGGGAUGCUGCUCGGACACGGCCGUCUCCUUCCAUUACGUCGCGCCCAAUCUCAUGUACAUCCUCGAGUACCUCAUCUACCACCUGCGUCCCUACGGCAUCGUGCCCUUCUCGCAGCACGACCGGCACGAGACUCGCGGUGACACGGGCCAGGCCGAGACCCACGUCUCGAUCCCGACUGUGAUCCCAUAGCGAUUUCCUGGAUCUUUUUCCUUUAUGUCAUGUGAUAUUUUUCGAGUUUGCUUCAGGGUAUUCGGCAGAUCCUAUAUUUUUUUUUUUUUGCAACAUGGGUUUUCGUGUGAAAUUUUUUUUUUUUUGGUGCAUCUCUGUCACGCGUGAUGACGGUAUCGUUUCUAGUCCGGGAGUUUCUCGUCCGACGUACUUCGUCCUCACCAGAGUGGCAUCUGUCUCGUUUGUGAUCAUCCUUUUUUGUUUUUAAGGAAGCUCACCCCGUUAUGUGCCAUCGUGGCAGUAUCGUUUUCCUACCACUGCAUUUUUGCGACCAUCUUUUUGGAAGGUUGCAUGGCACUGUAGCUAAGGAAUAGAAACUCAUCGUUACCAUAGAGGGCAAAAAAAAAAAAAAUUAGUGAUUCGUUCGUUACCGUGUUGGCUAUUAUGAUGGCUUUGGCAUGGAGUGUCAGCAUACCAGUAUUUAAAAAAUUGGAUUUUCAUGAAAUUAGUACCAUAAUUUUCAAGGGUAUUGAUCUCAAACUAUUGGAACCAUCGAGAAGGAGCAUUAUUGCUUGCCUUCGUAACCCACAGAGGCACGUCAUUUGCUAUAGACUGCAUCAAGAAGAGCAUUUUUUUUCGAUAUUUUUUUUGUUUGUUCUGUUGGUCUUAUUCCCAUAUUUUCUGAGAUAAAUUAUCGAGUUUCCCAUUACCGGGCAUUAGUAGUCUGUGAUUUUCCCCUUUUGUUCCACCUUGCAUUGCCAGUCCGAUGGAUGAGAUUCCAAGCCAUUUCAUUGGCAUUUAGAAUCGUUUAGACAUAUCACUUUUUUUUGCCGAAAUGCAGCAGAUUUCGUUUCUGGUCAGUAGGAGUAUGUAUCUGGUUUUCUUUUGUGUCUAAAUAAAUUAUUUUUGUGUGGG
This is a messenger RNA of Darwinula stevensoni, 1983 nucleotides long. The record is from the annotation of a GenBank genome assembly. NCBI's taxonomy places the organism in Eukaryota, Metazoa, Arthropoda, Ostracoda, Podocopida, Darwinulidae.